This is a messenger RNA of Paralichthys olivaceus (Japanese flounder), 2431 nucleotides long. The record is from RefSeq and is a predicted model, not a curated record. NCBI's taxonomy places the organism in Eukaryota, Metazoa, Chordata, Actinopteri, Pleuronectiformes, Paralichthyidae.
UCAGUUUCUCGUGACCGUCAUCAGGGAUGAGUGUGUGAGAGCGAUUCUUAUAGCUGUGAGGACGUUUGACCGUAGGACAGAGGAGAGAGGAGAAGGAGACGAGGAGGAAGGGAAGAGGAGAGGAGGAGGAGAAGACUACUGGAGGAGAGGAAGAACAGAGGUGUUGAAGGGAGGUUGUGGAUGAAUGUUGCUGCAGUAAAUCGUUGAUUCAUCGCAGAUCUGUGAAGGUGACAAAAAUAUUUAUCUCUUCAUCUAUGAUUCUUUGGAGGGAGGACUAAAGGAGUGAAAGAGAGAAGGAGGGAUGGAUGAAGGGAUGGAGAGAUCGAUGGAUGAAGGGAUGAGAGAUCGAUGGAUGAAGGGAUGGAUGGAGUCUGAGUUGUUACUGAUCCUUUGUAUCUAGGUUUUCCUGAUCACCCAGUCAGGUCUUUGACGUCAUGACGUCUCAGCAGGAGGUGCCUUCCAUCACCAGGUUUUUUCAGUAUGUGGAGGACUCUGGACUUCGAACCUACGAUGGUUUGGUGAUACAAAAUGCCUCGGAUAUUGCCAGAGAAAGUGACCGCAUUCGUAAUCAGACCAACUGGACCUACCUGCAGGAAAAACACCAAAAGAAGAGAUGGCAGCAAGAAACCAUCAGGAUUGGUGAAGAUGUUGCCAUAGCAACAGAUGUGUCAUACUCUGGAAGACAUUUCAGGAUGGGUUUCAUGACAAUGCCAGCACCACAAGACCGAUUGCCCCCUCCAAGUCAGGGCUUCACAGUCCGAUCCCAGUCCCUCCACUCUGUGGGGGGAGGAGAGGACGAGUCCAACCACAACCGAAAACAACCCCCACCCAAACCGAAGAGAGACCCUAACACCAAACUUAGCAGCAGCUCUGAGAUGGUGAAUGGAGGCUCUGGACCCAUCAGGAGAGAUCAACAAGAGACCAAAGAGAUGAUGGAGCAGCUGGAGGCUCAAUGCCCUGUCUACACUGAUGACUACAAGAAGAUGCCUCCACCUAAACCUAAGAGGAACCCAAACACUCAGCUCAGCACCUCCUUUGAUGAGUCCUACAUUCAUGACCAUGCCAACAAGAAGUCUUCUUUGAGGUGGUGUAAAUCUUCAUCCCAGAGUCAGAGUCCAGUAUCCAGGGACAUGGACGACGAGGAGCCAGUGUAUAUUGAGAUGGUCGGAAACAUCCUGCGAGAGCUGAAAGGUCAGGAAGUGGUGGAGGAUGAUCAGAGUGAGUCUGUGUAUGAGGAGAUGAAAUAUCCAAUGUUGGAGGACUUUGUGCAGGACAAUCCCUCUGCCAUCAUGGAUCAUGAUGCCUGGUCCCAUGAAUCUUUCUGUGAAAUCCCUCCACCCUUUCCGAACCUCUUGACACAUCGUCCACCUUUGCUCGUCUUCCCCCCUGCCCCAGCUCAGUGCUCCCCCAACUCGGAUGAAUCUCCCCUCACACCAUUAGAUGUUACCCGACUUCCCAUGUUAGAGCAAGUCUCCUACAGCAAAUCAGGUGGUGUUGAAUCCCCACAGAGCUCAAGCCACCACCGCAAAGACAGAGAUCGAGACAGAGACCUCUCCAGCAACACCAUCACAUCCUCUGGCCGAUCAUCAGCUCCUCCUCUCGCAUCAAACCUCUACAAGUCAUCUGGCUCGGCCCACAGUGGUCAUGGUUACCCCCGUAGCCAAUCAGCAUGUCCAUCUCCGGUCAGCAUGGGUCGCUCUCUGACCCCUCUGAGUCUGAAGAGGCCACCGCCAUAUGACACAUUGACAACUGGCGGAAAUAUACCUCGCUCUUCAUCUUCAUCAUCUUCACACAAAGCAGGCGGAAGCAGAUCUAAACUUAGUAACUCCUCCUCCACCCACAGUUCCAUGCAGAAUGUUUCAAUAAGGACUCCAACAAGCCCAUUGGACGAACUUAACAAUGUGUUUACGUCAGGUCGACAGGUGGUGAAGAGAAGUUCAGGAAGCAGGAAGAGCAGAGAGAGUGAAGACUACAGGUCUCUGCCUCGACGUGACAGUAAAGACAAAGAUGGACCAUCCAGUCCCCAUUCUAGCAGGAUGGGGAGGUCAUCUGUCAGCCCCACCAUGAUGCUGUCUGGAGGAGGAGUUGGGGGAGAAUCAAAGUCUGUUUGUAAACUUGGUCGUUCAGCCUCGACGUCAGGAGUUCCUUCACCUGGAGCGACACCACAACGUUACCUGCACGAAGCGCAUCACCCUGCCCUUAGACAGGUACACCUGUCUGUCUGACACCUGUCUGUCUCACCUGCAUAAUACCUGUCCAUGUCACCUGUCCAUCUCACCUGUGUGUCUCAUCUGUCUGUCGAGAGGCAUCUGCUUGCAAACCUCCACUAUGAGGUCACAUCUGGCGCAGGCUCCGCUCUCAGGACACCUCCACUGUCAGGACAGGAAACAACAAAGGACUGAUUUGCGGCACAGUCGUUAUUUUUUUCAGC